This is a messenger RNA of Rana temporaria (common frog), 1122 nucleotides long. Its product is annotated as Fc receptor-like B. Gene Ontology annotation, molecular function: transmembrane signaling receptor activity. The record is from RefSeq and is a predicted model, not a curated record. NCBI's taxonomy places the organism in Eukaryota, Metazoa, Chordata, Amphibia, Anura, Ranidae. Bases 1 to 1050 code for a protein of 349 amino acids. Gene Ontology annotation, biological process: cell surface receptor signaling pathway. The transcript is spliced from 4 exons.
AUGUAUUUUUAUCAUACAAGAUGUGAUCACCUCUCUGUGUUUUGCUGCACACUGUGCUCUCUAUGUGUUCUGUGUGAUCUCUUUUCUUCUAUAGGAGGGGCCAUCAAACCUGUGGUGACCUUCACACCCAUAUGGAGGGAUAUAUUAUCAUAUGACAAUGUGACUCUAACAUGUGAUGUGCCGUCUACUGAGGAGCCCCGGACCUAUCAGUGGUACAAAGAUAACCAAACAAUACCAGGAGAGCAACAGAGACUUCAUAUCAUUGGAUCUUCCGUCUACCGGGACAGAGGAGAUUACCAGUGUCAGACCAUCGGUGGUGAUAUCAGUGAUCCCGUCUUCCUAAAUGUUACAGAAAAUUUUGUCAUCCUGCAGAGACCCCCAUCUGCCAUCUAUGAAGGAGACCCCCUGACUCUGAGAUGUCAUCAUGUAAAAGAUUUUCAUGCAAUAAACACAAAAUUCUACAAGGAUGAUCAGGAGAUAAAAUCAUCAGAAUCUGACUCCACAUUCCAUAUUCCUAAUAUAAGGAGGAGUCAGUCUGGACUCUACAAAUGUACUAAACAAAUACAACGUUAUGAUAGUUCAUAUGAGUUUGAUAAAUCAGACGUCUCCUUUAUCUCUGUGAAAGAGCUCUUCUCUUCUCCAGAAAUAAAAGUGACCCCGUCCAGGGUAAUAGGAGGAGAUGAGAUGACGGUGACAUGUGACACCAGACUGGAUCCUCUCAGAGGUGGCACAGAGCUGCACUUUGCCUUCUACAGAGAUGGAUGGACUGUGCGGGAAUACAAUGUAUCUGAUACAUACAGAGAUGGACGGACUGUGCGGGGAUACAAUGUAUCUGAUACAUACAGAGUGCGGUCAUCUCAGCUGGAGGAUUCUGGGAAUUAUACCUGUGAAGUGAGGACGGCGUCUGACACUGUGAGGAAGAUGAGUGAUGGGAUCUAUAUCCAGAUACACAUACAUGAUUACACGGUGCAGAAUAUAAUACGACUGGUGAUCUCUGGAUUUGUAUUAUCUGCUGUUGUAUGUUUCCCCUACUUCCACAACAAGUGGUAGAGAAGAAGAAGAAGAAGAAGAAGAAGAAGAAGAAGAAGAAGAAGAAGAAGAAGAAGAAGAAGAAGAAGAAGA